This is a messenger RNA of Hydatigera taeniaeformis, 657 nucleotides long. Lineage: Eukaryota; Metazoa; Platyhelminthes; Cestoda; Cyclophyllidea; Taeniidae. The record is from the annotation of a GenBank genome assembly.
AUGUCGUUUACGGGGUUCAAGGAAAUCUUUGUGAAGCAAAAGACAUUUAGGCCUAAAAAGAAAUUUCCUCCGGAAACCAUACAUUACCAUCUUCAUAAACAAGCUGAAGCCUCCCUUAAUGCCGGUGUAGAUCUGCGAGAGGCUGUAAAAAAGCCUCCCGAUGAGGAACUCAAUGACUGGAUAGCCGUGCAUGUUGUCGAUUUCUACAAUCGAAUAAAUCUCAUAUAUGGCACAAUUUGUGACAGAUGUACAGAUGAAACCUGCCCGCGUAUGACGGGAGGCAAAAAGUUUGAGUAUCAUUGGCGCGAUGAUAAUCGUUAUCGGAAACCCACCCCAAUGCCUGCUCCGCUCUACAUCAGUCUCCUUAUGGAUUGGAUUGAGGAGCAGAUCAACAAUCCUGACAUCUUCCCUACGUCUGUGGACGUACCUUUUCCUAAGAAUUAUUUGAGUGUUGUAAAAAAAAUCAUGAGCAGGCUCUAUCGCGUGUUUGUUCAUGUAUACAUCCAUCACUUCGAUCGGUUGGUCGAGAUAUCGGCGGAAGCACAUGUGAAUAUAUGCUACAAACACUUUUACUACUUCGUCACCUACUUCGAUCUCAUCGAUCCAAAGGAACUGGCUCCCCUUGCAAGUCAUUUUUACCUUGUCUGUUGCCUUUAA